AUGGAUAUCAAAAGAACCAGCACGUUGUCCUCUACCACCCUCACAUCUCAGCCGCUGCCAACCGUCGUCUGGAUCACCGAAAAAAGCAAGAAAUUGGCCGGUUUUUACCCAAAAUCUCCAUUGCUCGUUCGGGCGAUUCCGAGCACCAUUUUCUUCGAUCCAGAAACUUCCCAUCUGCUCCCACGAUGGCUUCCUGAUCAUACCCAGAACUGUUCAUCAGUUGGUAUUCAGAAUUCUAAUAACUGUUCAAAGAUGAGCAACCAUGGGUCUGAUGAAGUAAGAAGUGAUAGUUUUCUUGAGGAUCUUCAGGUCAGCCAACGCUCUGCUGUACUUCAAUGCAGCAAGGUCGAACUUGAAGAUUCGAAUGGCAGUGUUUGUGAAGAUAACAAGACUGGUAUUGGCAGAGCCUGCGCCCACGAUGGAAAAGAAAAUAGAUUUUUUGUAAAGAAGUGGCAGAAGAGGCAGCGUACUGCUAGGGAUCAACAAAGGCACUGGGUCAAGGAACAACCAAGUUACAGAUAUCCAGCUGUAGAGAAUAGUGUCUGGGUUGAGAGCAUGGUAAUAGUUUGGAAGCUAAGAGCAGCUCCAGCGCUGCUAUCAAACUGGGCAAAAGGCCCCCCGGGCAAGCCCAAUACAGCUCCAGCGCACCACUUGCAGUCCGGGCAAGUUCUGGGUCCCACCAGCCCGGGCAAGCCCAAGGGCAGAUUUUGCCUGGGCUUCAGCCCGAGGUUGCAGCCCUUGCUUGCCCUUGUCUUAGACUUAGCCCUUGUGGGUGGAGAUGCUCUAAUGCAUUGGUUUUUUCUGGACACAACAGUGGUGCUUAUGGGAGAACGCCCCGGAGAGUAUUGGGUGAAGCACCACAAUGGGUUGCUUCUCAACAGAGGUUGA
Molecule: messenger RNA, 888 nt
Organism: Prunus armeniaca (apricot)
Lineage: Eukaryota; Viridiplantae; Streptophyta; Magnoliopsida; Rosales; Rosaceae
Source: the annotation of a GenBank genome assembly